AGGCUGUGAAGUCUCUCCGUGCUUAACGAUGGCAGAAGGGGACGAUUCAAUGAGGAAAAGGAACAGAGAUGAGAAUAAUAAGGAAACUUCCAAGGUCUCUGGUCGUGUCGCCUCUAUAAUCGCCGCCAAAAAGCGUAGAAAGUCCGGUAACCGCCUCAUCUGUCAGGGAAUGUGCUUUAGCCUUCCUACUAUUGAGGAUCCCUUUAAUGACAGGCAUGGGAAAUUGGAUACUAGAAGAAAAGAAACGAAGAAGCUUGUGCAUUCCCUAGCACAUGACACUAUGUCGGUUAAUGGGAACAGUGUUCUACAAAGUAAAGGGACCCCAGGUAGAAAUCAUAUGAAGAUGGAGCAUCAAGGACAGGAAAUGGUAAAGAUUAAGAAUUUGGAGAAUGAGCAGAUAAUAUCAGAUAUAUCAAUCGAUGAAGUGGACCAGAAAAUCACAAUAAAGCCAGCAAAAGGACACGACUUUGAAAAUUCGGGUUGUCCUUCGAGUUUUUUACUUCUGUGCUUGAAUUCGAUAAAAAAUGCUUUGUGGCACGAUGGGAUCUUCAGUGGUGAAGAGGAUAAGCCUUUGUUUGUUGACACAUGGGGAUUUGAGUUUUGGAAAUGCUAUUCAGCUGGAAAAGAUAUAUUAGAGACAAGUGGGUCUUGUUCUACCACGGAGCAAAUUGCUUGGAUGACUUCAACUGCUGCUGAUAGCAUUGCAAGUUUGGAGAAAGACGGUCUAUCAUUCAGCAGUCCCUUUCUUUUGUACCUUGUGCCAUCCAAGGAGAAAGCCAUUAAGGUACGCUCAGUGUGCAAGCCUCUGAAAGCUCUUGGAAUACAUGCAGUGAGUCUACAUUCUAGUUCUUCCUUGGAUCACCAAAUUCAUGGUCUAAAGAGUUGCGAGCCAGAGUUCAUCAUAUCAACACCUAAGAGACUUUUGGAACUUGUUUCCUUGAAGGCUAUCGACAUAUCUGGGGUUUCCGUACUGGUGGUUGAUGAUUUGGAAGCUUUUAUUGAAGGUGGUUACUUUGACAUUAUUCAGUCCAUUAAGCAAGCCGUCUCUGGAAAUCCCCAAACUAUAGUUUUCAGUAAUUGCUUGAAUUAUGCGUCCGUUCCACUUGUGCGCAAACUUCUGCGGGGAUCAAUCUGCAGAUUAGCACUUAAUGAUUUUAUUGCUAGUCAAAGUGCUUGUAUCAUCCAGUCUGUGCACAUGUGCGCCCCAGAAGAAAAACUAUCAAAGAGCAUGCAAAUUUUGGAUCAGGCUUGUGGCAAUAGACUUGGCACCAAGUUCUUUAAGGCGCUGUUUGUAGUUGGGAAGGAUAGCAAUUUUCAUAUGUCAGUUACUUCCAUCAAGUCAAAGGGUUACUCCAUCUCAACAAACUCAAUUUGGAGUAAUUCUGAAGUACAAAACAGUAAAUUGAGGUCUCCAGUCUCCGUGAUCAACGUGGAACACAUCAGUACCACCGAUUUAGCAGAAUUCGAAGUUGUAAUUAUCUAUGAUUUUGCACUCUCAAUUGACAAGUACAUCAAGAUCCUGACAAGGAUGGCUCGUCGGACUGUCAAUGGCGUGUUGUAUAGCUUUCUCACAAGAGAAGAUGCACUUGUUGCUGGACCAUUGAUUGAAAUCCUCGAAAAAUGUGGGCAGGCAGUGUCUGAACCCUUGAAAAUUUUAUGCCACUCUUCUUCUUCAUUAUUGGAACAUUGAAGUCCGAACUUGCUUUAUUGUUUUAUAUCUUCUGUUGUAGUCUUGUAUCAUCAUGAAAUUAAUAAUAGAUUGAUUUUUUUAUUCUUA
Molecule: messenger RNA, 1777 nt
Organism: Cornus florida
Lineage: Eukaryota; Viridiplantae; Streptophyta; Magnoliopsida; Cornales; Cornaceae
Product: DEAD-box ATP-dependent RNA helicase 40-like
Exons: 7
Coding region: 29-1690 (553 amino acids)
Biological process (GO): P-body assembly; cytoplasmic stress granule assembly
Cellular component (GO): P-body; cytoplasmic stress granule
Molecular function (GO): ATP binding; mRNA binding
Source: RefSeq, a predicted model, not a curated record